This is a messenger RNA of Microplitis demolitor, 3323 nucleotides long. It is a transcript of the gene SoxN, whose product is annotated as transcription factor Sox-2. The transcript has 2 exons. Bases 798 to 2144 code for a protein of 448 amino acids. Gene Ontology annotation, biological process: anatomical structure morphogenesis; regulation of DNA-templated transcription; cell differentiation. NCBI's taxonomy places the organism in Eukaryota, Metazoa, Arthropoda, Insecta, Hymenoptera, Braconidae. The record is from RefSeq and is a predicted model, not a curated record. Gene Ontology annotation, molecular function: RNA polymerase II cis-regulatory region sequence-specific DNA binding; DNA-binding transcription factor activity, RNA polymerase II-specific.
AGGAAGUUAACUCCCGGCACAACCACCAGAAUAGAUCCCAAAGACAGAACGAACCAACAUUCAGACGGUUCCGUUCUUCCGAGGCGAGCAGAGGUUUCUUUUCGCUUGUUGCUUUUGCUUGACAGAAACGUGCGCGUGGUAUAUCUUAACAUAAAUAAAUAGAUAUCAGUAGUACUCGUGUCAAGUAAAUAAACAUUUACUUUUGGUUCUUGUUCAAAAGCUACAAGGAAUAGCGGAACGCAGUAUAAUUUUGCAAAAAGUUUUUUUAUUUUUAGAAGUGAAUGAUAAUUUUUAAGUGCGGUGAUCUAUUAAAACUGUUGUGGAGAUACUGAUACACGUCGUUGUUUUAAAAUUUAAGUGAACGUGGUAUCAAUACUCUUGAUAAUUGUAAAACUUUAGUGCAUUGACAAUCAUUAUCAAUACACGCCAAUAAAACUGCAAUUAUAUUUAAAUUAAUAGAGUCGAGUGUCAUGUUCGCGGGAACAGUGUCUAUCGGUUACACACCCGGAGUGUACAUAAGUGACCAAGUCGUGAUCGUGAUCUCGUGUUGACGGUACUGAAGACAUGUGUUUUUGCUGAUAUCAAUUAUUAACUUUGAUAAUUAUAACACUUUUUUAAAAUAUACUUUAUGAGUUAACGGUUGUUGUGUGUUGAAUAUCAGGAACUAUAUUUUUGAAUAUAGUCAUAAAGAAUAGAGGCCUUUUAGUGAAGGCAUAAGUUAUUUUAUCGGGAUUCGUUUGUAACACGUGUGUUAAUAAUAAAAAUCCGGCAAACUGUACGGACACAGAGAAGAGGAUAUGUUGACCAUGGACGCGGAUUUGAAAGGCGGCAGCCUGCACGGCCAAAUGCCGCCGCAUCCACACCAAGGAGUAUCACCGAUGAGCCAUCACACCAGCGUGUCACCUUAUGGUGCCCUCGGGUCUAUAGUUCAUAGCCCGGCCCUCUCCUCUGGUAGUCCUCCCAAUUCCAGUGGACUAAGUGCCCUGAGUUUGCAGCACCACCAUCAUCAUCAGCAGCAGCAUUUUGCGUCAAUGCAAGCUAUUCAACAACAGCAACAGCAGCAGACGAUGCACUCGCUUGCUCAGCAGCACUCGCAUCAGCAGUCCCAGCAGCAAUCAGCCCAACCUAACACCCAGCAGUCGCAACAUCAGUCCACGAAUAACAACAACAGCAACAGUAAAAACAACAAUGUUGACCGUGUGAAGCGACCGAUGAACGCUUUCAUGGUGUGGUCCCGCGGUCAGCGGCGCAAGAUGGCUCAGGAGAACCCAAAAAUGCACAACUCUGAAAUAUCAAAACGAUUGGGAGCCGAGUGGAAGAUGCUAAGUGAGGCUGACAAGCGACCAUUCAUCGACGAAGCCAAGAGAUUGAGAGCCGUGCAUAUGAAGGAGCACCCGGAUUACAAAUACCGACCACGGAGGAAGACAAAGACCCUUCUGAAGAAGGACAAGUUCCCGCUUGGUGGUGGUGUCCCGGUUGGCAGCAUGCUUGGUGUUGAUCAGAGACAAGUUAAUCCGCCUAACGUACCUCAGCAGACCCAGUUACCUCGUGAUAUCUACCAAAUGCCAGGCGGAUACGUAACCAACGGGUACAUGAUGCACGAUCCGACGGCCGCUUAUCAACAGCACGCUGGGUACGGCGGACACUUGACUGGAUACCCGCGCUACGACAUGGGACACAUGGGUGGCGGAAACUCGAGCCCGCUCAACAGCUACGUCAACGGAUACGGCAGCUACGGAGCCGGCACAAUACCUGCUGGUUCACCCUCACCUUAUCACUCAGCCCAACCGGGCUCCCAGAUGUCCAGCCACAGUCCCAGCGGCAGUAGUAUCAAGUCCGAGCCCACGAGUCCCGCGAGUGGCGGAAUCCACACUCCAACGCCGAUCGUCAGCUCGUCCUCGUCGGCCUCCAACGUUAAGAGAGAGUACAUGGGCCAGCAGCCGAGUCAACAGCCCCAGGGCGACAUCAGGCAGAUGAUCAACAUGUAUCUGCCCCAAAACGGCGAGCAGGGGAUCCCUCAGCACAACUCCGGCGUCGUCUUCUCUCCCGGACCUGGACCAUCACCCGAUCCCCUGGUUCAACAUCAUCCAGGCAUGCCAGUGUCACUCAACCACCACCACAUAUGGAGAAGCAUAAACGUGUAGGCCGAAAACGACGUUUUCCUUCAUACUCUGUGAUAGAAACGAAAUCAAAGCGCGCUAUGCGUGACCAACUAUCGGGGAAACAAUAUUAUUAAAAAUAUCGCCGUAUUGUUUAUAGGCUAAUAUAUAUAUAUAUAUAUAUAUAUAUAUAUAUAUUUACAUGUAUAUGUACAUCCAUAUAUAUAUACAUAUAUUUAUAAUUCUAAUAAUAACAAUUAUUUAGAAUAUUAUUACGAUAACGAUACAUAAAAUCGUGGGCUGCACGAUAAUAAGAUUAAAUGAUAAAAAUAUCACUGUAAAUACUAUUUAUAGAUGUAUUGAUAUAUAUUAAUGUCUCUAUAAGAUUUAAUUGUACAUAGUAUAGAGAAAUACCUUUAUCUUGCUCUAAUAAUAAACAGUAAAAUUAUAUACAGACAUAUAAUUUUGUUAUAUAUAUAUAUAUAUAUAUAUAAAUAUAUAUAUAUAUAUAUAUAUAUAUAUAUAUAUAUAUAUAUAUGUAUUAAUAUAAAUGCCGACAUCUAAAAAAGGGUAAGAGCGAGAGAGAAAGAGAGUGAUAGAUAUUAUUAUAAGAUAUAUAAAGCAUUUAGUAUGAUCUAAUGAUCUAAUUAGGAAGUUGAAUAAUUCGAGUCUACUUCCAUCUGCCGAAUAAAUUCAUUGGAAUAAUAUUUGAGCUGACAGAUAACAAUAUUAUCAAUAUCUAAAAAUAUAAGUCAGGGUAAAUUAAAAUGUUUUGCGCAAGUGUUUGCAUUCGUAAUCUAAAUUAUUGCAAUAGCUUUUUAUAUUUUAAGUUUUCUGUACAACACUACAGGAAACUUUUGAAUAAUUUGAGAUUGAGCACGAGUUAUACACAUAUAUACAUACGAAUAUAUAUGUGUAGAGUAAAACACUUGGGCAGACUAAUUAGAUUUUCGGUGGAAAAAUGACGUAAAUAUUUACACUAAAUGGGAAAAAGGUGGUAUGAUUAACUAUUAUUUACCGAUUAUAUAUAUAACAUAUAUAUAUAUAUACUUAAAUAAUUAUGAACACUAUUAUUAUGAUAACUAAUAUGAUUUUAUUUUUCAAUAUCAUUAUUUACAUAUUAUGUUACAGUUAUAACAGCAGUAGAUUCUACAUCUUAAAUAAUUCCAGUUUUGGUUUCCCCCACUCAUACUAAUUAUCAUCAUUUUAAUUAAAGUGUUAUUA